This is a messenger RNA of Anthonomus grandis grandis, 1960 nucleotides long. It is a transcript of the gene TH1, whose product is annotated as negative elongation factor D. NCBI's taxonomy places the organism in Eukaryota, Metazoa, Arthropoda, Insecta, Coleoptera, Curculionidae. Gene Ontology annotation, cellular component: nucleus; NELF complex. Bases 120 to 1850 code for a protein of 576 amino acids. Gene Ontology annotation, biological process: negative regulation of transcription elongation by RNA polymerase II. The transcript is spliced from 10 exons. The record is from RefSeq and is a predicted model, not a curated record. Gene Ontology annotation, molecular function: RNA binding.
GUCAAAAAACUUCAAGUCGUAAACAACAACAAACAUAUUUUAAUUUUUUCAUAAUUAAUUAUUGUUGAAAAGGGGCAAAACAUACAUUUCAUAUAAUAAAACUAGUCUUUCUUGCUGCCAUGGACGAAGACUACGACGAGAGGCAUUGGGAAAACACUGGAGAUAAUGAGUUGGAUGGCCCUGAUGAAACUGAAACCCCCGACCAAAUCCUGGCAGACUGUGCUGUCAAGUUUGCCACCCCCGACUACAUUAUGGAACCGGGGAUCUUUUCCCAACUGAAAAGGUACUUCCAGGCAGGUGGUAACCCUUUGCAGGUCAUUGAGGAACUCUCUCAAAACUACACGGCUGUAGCACAGAUGGCGAAUUUAAUUGCCGAAUGGCUUAUUAUUGGAGGUGUGAAGGUUCAAGAUGUCCAGGCAAUGGUGGAAAACCAUUUAAAAGAAAUGAUACUAAAAACUUUUGACCCCAAAAAGGCUGAUACGAUUUUCACAGAAGAGGGAGAGACUCCUGCUUGGUUGACUCAGCUGAUUGAACAUCCCACUUGGAGGUCUUUGAUUUAUAGACUGGCUGAGGAGUAUCCCGAUUGUCUUAUGUUAAAUUUCACUAUAAAGUUGAUAUCUGAUGCAGGUUUUCAAGGUGAAAUUACCAGUAUUUCCACCGCUGCACAGCAGUUGGAAGUUUUUUCUAGGGUGCUAAAAACUUCUAUAACGAGUUUUCUCACUAAUCCCGAAGAGUGGCAGAGUACUAGCCGAGAAUGUGCAAAAAUGGUUUGUCAUGGGCAGCACACUUACGUUUACAGCCAGUUGGUUAUCCACAUUUUGGCAAGGGAAAAUAAGGGUGGGUCAAGCAUGAAAAGAUUAUCCCAAGAAAUUAUGAAAUGUGCUCAGAAAAACGGAAACGAUAUAACGCCAAUUACGAUGGCCCUAAAUGGGGCCUCGGGGUACCCUCAAGCAGCACAAGCUUUAACGGCCAUGCUGUCAAAAAACACUUUAAAUCCAGCAGAUAUUACUGUCCUAUAUAGAAACUAUAACUCACCAGACCCACCGCCAAUUGAUUUAAUUCGCACGCCACAGUUCCUAGAAUUACUGGUGGACGCCCUAUUUAAACCUGGAGUGAAACUGAACCCCGACCACAAACCAAAGUACAUCCACUUGCUGGCGUAUGCCGCGAGCGUUAGCGAAGAACUGCCGAAAAAAGGGCAAAAGAGGGUGUCAAAUAAGGAGGAACUACAGGCGACCAUAAAAGCGAUAGAGACAGUGCAUGGUAUCUGUAACGGGAACAAAGGCAGCAGUGAACUUAUCGCGGACUUAGCUACGAUCUAUCAAAGUUUAAAGUUCCCAGUGGUGUCUUUGGGGGUGAUCAGAUGGGUGGAAUGUACGGUGACAGACUCUAGUUAUUUUAAACUAUCAACCGAACACACUCCUAUACAUUUAGCCCUUCUGGAUGAGGUGGUGACUUGCCAUGCUCUUUUACACUUUCAGGUGUUGGAGUUGCUUAUUCGUUUGUUCGAGUCCAAACAGGACGAACUUGAAAUCUUAGUGCAAUUAGAGAUGCGGAAAAUGGUUCUGGAUCGGAUGGUGAACCUGUUAUGCUCAGGCUGUGUGGUGCCGGUGGUGAAAUAUAUCAAGCAAUGUUGGCAGCGUGGCGAUACGGAUAUAUCGCUUAUACGAUAUUUUGUUACAGAGGUUUUAGAUACUAUAGGACCUCCAUACACUCCCGAAUUCGUGCAAUUGUUCAUGCCGAUGGUGGAAAACGACGAAAUCACUGGAACCAUGAGGGGAGACGGCGAAAACGAUCCCGUGUCCGAAUUUAUCGUGUACUGCAAAGCAAACUUUACACCAAUAAUCUAAGACGUAGGCCAAGAUUUUUAGUGUAAAUAAAAUGAUUAUAUAUAUUAUUAGUUAAGUGUACAAAAACACAAUAAACUUUGAUACAAAAAAAAAUGUAUUUUCAUUUUGUA